AGAAGGAAGAGGAACUUGAUUAUUGAAAAGUGAUUAGGAGAAAAGACACCAUAAAUAAGAAACAAAAUAAUCCAAACAAGUCCAAUUCAACAACCACCUACUCCUCUCAUUUUCUCAAACAAACUACAACACACCAACUCCACCAUCAAAUGUACAAGCAACGAAACUAACAAAAAAAAAAUUGUUUUUAAAAUCAAAAUAAGAAGAAACCCUCACAAUCUUCCAAGGUUGGAAUUUGUAGGGUCAAGUUAGGAACACAAGAGACAACACAACACAAGAGUUUGUGAAGACAAAACAGCACAAACAAAAACAAAGCAAAAACCAAAGUCUCUUUAUUAACUCAUCUUCUUCAAUCAUCCCUAUAAAGAAAAAUCUUCAACAAAAUCAUCACCAACUACAAUAUUUGUCUCUUCUGAUCUUCAUCAAAGGUAUUGCAUUUUACAAUUAUUAUACAAAAAAAAUAAAUAAAUAGUACUAUCUAUAUCUAUAAACUAGCAUCACCAAUGCUACUAAGAAGCUCUAUUACUACCACUAAGAAGUUCUUCAAAAACACAUUGAAGAACUUCAAGUCCUUAUUCUCUUCUGACUACCAAAAGCUUCCAAAAAGUGAUUCUCCUCACAAUCACUUAUCUUAUUCUCUAGCUGCAAAUCAUGUCCUGGACAUGAACAUUAACAACACUAGUGGUAGCUAUAUGAAAUUGUCUAAUGCAAGCCCUUCUGAGAAGAAAAAUUGGGCGAAUAAAAGAGAGGUUUUCGACAACAAAAACAAUGAGAAGAAAUUGACCAUUCAAAGAGGAAAGCAAAAAGAUUCAUCAUUUACUUCUAAGGAUAUGAAAGAAAGAAAAUAUUGUAUGGUGAAAGAGAAAUUGAAGGAGUUGGAGAUGUUGGAUAUAAGCAAUGUGGAUUAUGCAAUGGAUAUUGAAGAGGUUCUUUAUUACUAUUCAAGACUAACUUGUCCUGCUUAUGUUGAAAUUGUGGAUAGAUUCUUCAUGGAAAUGUACUCAGAUCAGUGUGAGAGGUUUUGAUUUUCUUUAUGUUUCUUAACUUGUUAAUUAGUCUCUAUGAUUAUUUAACAUUUUUUUAAUUUUUUUCUUGAGUUGAUUUUCAUUGUUUAUUGACAUGAUGUUUGUGGAUAAUAAUUGAUAGAUGUUUGUGUUUGGUGUGUGUAAGCAAUUAAGAUUUAUAUAUAUUGUUUUAAAUAUUUUAUUGAUCAGUGUAUGAAUUAGGAUAGUUAUAUAGAAAGUUCAGAAUUGUUUCUGGAAA
This is a messenger RNA of Medicago truncatula (barrel medic), 1263 nucleotides long. RefSeq lists its product as uncharacterized. The record is from RefSeq and is a predicted model, not a curated record. The transcript has a single exon. Lineage: Eukaryota; Viridiplantae; Streptophyta; Magnoliopsida; Fabales; Fabaceae. The coding region runs from base 504 to 1025 and encodes 173 amino acids.